Messenger RNA from Medicago truncatula (barrel medic), 2376 nucleotides. RefSeq names its product protein root UVB sensitive 6. Bases 368 to 1885 code for a protein of 505 amino acids. The transcript has 9 exons. The record is from RefSeq and is a predicted model, not a curated record. Lineage: Eukaryota; Viridiplantae; Streptophyta; Magnoliopsida; Fabales; Fabaceae.
GGUGACUGACCCACCAAAAAAGAGGAAGUGGGUGAAAAGAAAUGUCAAAUGUGGUUGAAUUGAAUGUUGUAAACAAAUAUUAAUAUUAAUAUUAUUUUUUUGGAGCAAAUAUUUGUGUUGUUUGAUUUGAAGUUUGGACACAAUACAACCAUAUUAACGAACGAACAGAUUGGGCGAGGGACAGAGAAGAAAGAAAGGGAAUUUGUUUCACUUAAUCCAUUAGAUUAAUCUGACGGGUGAGAAGAGGAGAGGAGACAGCGAAUGGCCAUGUUGUUGAUUUGAAUGCUGCUGCUGCUGCUGCGAUGAAAACAAUGAGAUGAGACUAGUAGAAGUGUAGCAGAAACAAAAGAAAAGAAGUAGUGUAGCGAUGGUGAUGAUGGGUCCUCCGAAGCAGACACCAAAUAUAUCAUCAUCAUCUCCUUCUUCUUCUUCUUCUUCUUCUUCUUCUUCUUCUUCUUCUCAAGAUAUUCUAAUUCGUGAAACGCUGCGUAUCAGUGCUGAAUUAGCCUCAUCAUCUACACCCCUUCUCCCUUCAGAUACUACCUUCAUCGGCAGCAGCAGAUUCAUCUGUUGCGAACAAAUCGAUGGCCGUAGAUGGAACUACGUUGCCGAUACUGAUGCCUCUGGCAAAUUCAACAAUAAUUCCUUUCGCUCUCUCAGUUUACAAACACCUAAACCUCCUCUUGAUGAAUUCAUCUCCUUCGUUAGAUCCUAUGUUGUUCCCGAAGGCUUCCCUGACAGUGUUACACCUUCCUAUGUCCCUUACAUGACUUGGAGGGCUCUCAAGCACUUUUUUGGUGGAGCAAUGGGUGUUUUCACUACUCAAACCCUUCUCACUUCUGUUGGUGUCUCUAGAAACAGAGCCACUCCUGCUGCUGCUGCUGUUGCUAUCAACUGGAUUCUCAAGGAUGGAGCUGGUCGUGUUGGAAAGAUGCUUUUUGCUCGUCAAGGCAAAAAAUUUGAUUAUGAUCUCAAACAGCUUCGUUUUGCCGGUGAUCUUCUAAUGGAGUUGGGUGCUGGUGUCGAACUCGCAACCUCUGCAGUUCCCCAUCUUUUUCUUCCAUUGGCUUGCGCCGCUAAUGUACUCAAGAAUGUUGCUGCUGUUACAUCAACAUCAACUAGAACACCAAUUUACAAAGCCUUUGCCAAAGGAGAAAACAUUGGGGAUGUCACUGCAAAAGGAGAAUGUGUUGGCAAUAUUGCAGACCUCUUAGGUACUGGUUUGAGCAUAAUGAUUGCCAAAAGGAAUCCGUCUCUUGUCACUACUUUUUCCCUCCUUUCAUGUGGAUAUAUCCUUAGCUCCUAUAAAGAGGUAAAAUCCGUGGUUUUGCACACACUUAACUCCGCAAGAUUCAGUGUGGCGGUAGAGUUAUUCCUCAAGACAGGAAAAGUUCCCACUUUGCGGGAGGGUAAUUUGAAUGAGGACAUAUUCAGUUUUCCAUGGAAAGAUAGGCCUGUUGUCCUUGGAUCAAGAAUCAAGGAUGCAUUCCAAGACCCUAGUGCAUAUGUUGCAAUAGAGCCCCUGUUUGAUAAGGAGAGGUAUAUCGUGACAUAUAAUCCUUCAAAAUCUAAGGUCCAUGCUGUGCUCAAAGAUCAGGCAAAGUCAGAUGACAUUCUAAAAGCAGCAUUUCAUGCUCAUGUGCUUUCGAGUUUUAUAAAGUCAUUGAAUGAAAGUAAGGUCUCAUCUUGGAAGCAAAGGGAGGAUCUUAAUUCAAAUAUGAUGCUCACAGUUGCUGAUCUUGAGGCUUGUAUUGCUGAUUCUUGCAAAGUUGUCACAAAUGCAUACUGGCUUUUCAAGACUAAAGCCCAUGAACAGGGUUGGACAAUGUCAGAAUCACUUCUAAAUCCUGGGCGAGCUAGGCUGUGUCAGGUCGAUAAUAGAUGAUAGUAACAUAUCCUCAGUUGGCUGCUGUUGGAUUUUGAGUGCCAAACUUCCUCUGGAUAAAAAAUGAAUCAGGCAAAUUCCUAAAGAGGAGUCGUUAUCCUCAAGUUGAUCAUGCUAUCUUUGAAGCUCACAAAAGCCAAAUGAACUUUCGUCUAGAUGCAUGCAUACAUAAUUGUAAACAGGAUUAGUUAUAUGAUUGAGUUAUUAGCAUGGCACAUUACCGCAUACAUACCAAUGUGCUUUAAGCCCCCUCCUCCCCCCAAAAAAGUUGUGUUGCUCUGUUGUUUCUGUGUUCUUUCUUUUUUCUUAGUUCUUUUUGCAGUGGUGAUCACUCCGUUUAAGUUUUAUAGUUUAUAUCUUGCAUGAUUUUAAAGUUGAGUUCGUAAAUUUGUUCAUAUAUAAAUUAUUAAAGAUCAGUGUAAUAUAUAUGAUGCAUUCUAAUGGUAUAAUCCAUGCAUCAGUGUAGUAAUAUCUUUUGAUCUUCUUAAUAA